Rhinichthys klamathensis goyatoka is the source of this 1181-nucleotide messenger RNA. It is a transcript of the gene cmtm7, whose product is annotated as CKLF-like MARVEL transmembrane domain containing 7. Gene Ontology annotation, cellular component: membrane. Bases 112 to 594 code for a protein of 160 amino acids. The record is from RefSeq and is a predicted model, not a curated record. The transcript is spliced from 5 exons. NCBI's taxonomy places the organism in Eukaryota, Metazoa, Chordata, Actinopteri, Cypriniformes, Leuciscidae.
AAGUUUACACACUUCUCUUGUCUCAGCCAUUGGUCUCAUGUGAGCAGCAUUAAAUAAAAAUAAUCUUGUUUUAUUUGUAAAGUUCCUCAUUAAUUAGAUAAAUAAAACAGAAUGCCUCACACUGUCAUUACUACAACCACCACAACAACAUCCACCGCGGAUGGAGGAUUUUGCAACAUUGCUUAUGCCCGUUCAUUUCAAGGAUUACUGAAAAUCGGCCAAGUGGUGAUCCUCCUGAUUGCUUUCCUCUGUGUGCACUGUGAGCGGCUCUACGCACACUCUGCCUUUCGCUACUUUGAGGUGGUCACUGCAUGGUUUCUCGUCGUCUUCUUCUUCUUCUUCCUCAUGUAUUUGUUUCGACUUCAAAGCAAAAUCACAUGCAUCAACUGGACAUUGACGGAGUUUUUACAUUAUGCUGUAGGAGGAAUCCUGGUCUUUAUCGCCUCUAUAGUUGUAGCUGUGAAUAGUUAUGGGAUCUCAUCUUUAAUCGCUGGAUCUGUGUUUGGCUUUAUGGCUACUUUUCUUAUUGCAAUCAGCAUAUGGACUUCUUAUAAGGUCACAUGUGGCUCUCAACCAACUGGUGCUGCAGUGUAACCAGAAGGAAGAAAUUGAAGAAACUGGAAGUAGCAGGAAAAAUUCUCAAUUUGUUCUAGAUGGAUGAUGAGUGCUUUGAGGACCUGGAAGGGACAUUUUUAAACGUUUUGGAAGAUGCUGUGUGCUUCAAGAGUAGAUUUCUUCAUCAAAAUUUCAGUGCCUCAAUGAACUUAACUGUCUCUUUUAUCUCGGCAUGCGCAGCAGCUGGGAUCAACUUUUUCACCAGUAGUAAUGGAUUAUUUUAAGAAUGGAGUUUUAUAUUUAUCAACGAUGUCUGAAACUAAAAGGGGCCAUUUCUGCAGUAGAAUGUUUACAUUAUUUAUUUGACAGUAUUUCAUGUGAUGCAGAUUUGAUUCAGUGACUCCGAUCAAAGAAUAUUUAGGCUGAAGUGAGGUGUUCAUAAAGGAUGGAUGCUGGCCCACUGUUUUAUUAUUAUUAUCACAAGAGUUAAAGUGUAUAUUUACUUUUCACAGUAUCUCAUGAUAUUAUUAUAUGCAACACAACUGUAAAGUUUGAAGAAUGUAUUUCUGGCUUUCUAAAUGCGAGUCCCUUUGUUUUGUCCACUGUGUGAUAAAAGGUAAAACGUC